Messenger RNA from Penaeus monodon (black tiger shrimp), 705 nucleotides. RefSeq lists its product as uncharacterized. NCBI's taxonomy places the organism in Eukaryota, Metazoa, Arthropoda, Malacostraca, Decapoda, Penaeidae. Gene Ontology annotation, cellular component: nucleus. Gene Ontology annotation, molecular function: catalytic activity. The coding region runs from base 1 to 705 and encodes 234 amino acids. The transcript is spliced from 2 exons. Gene Ontology annotation, biological process: chromatin remodeling. The record is from RefSeq and is a predicted model, not a curated record.
AUGUCGUCCGUAUUGACCCACAGAUACAUCGCCCUAAGUCUGUGGACCAACGAGGGCUACCGCCUUAUGAAGCUAGUUCAACAUUUGCAAAUUGGGACAUUAAAUGUUGGGACCAUGACAGGAAGAGACCUGGCUCUGGCAGAUAGUAUGAAAACUAGGAAAGUGGACGUGCUAUGUGUGCAGCAAACAAGAUGGAAGGGGAACAAGGCGAAAGAAUUGGGCGAAGGUGUGUAUGCACCACAAGUAGGAGGCACAGGUGAAGAAAAAGAACAGUUUUGGGCGGCCUUACAAGAAAAAUUGGAAAAGGUUGAUGAAAGUGAAAGAUACAUAAUUGUAGGAGAUAUGAAUGGCCAUGUUGGUAGCGGCAAUGAUGCCAUUAGUCGCAUACAUGGAGGAAAUGCUUAUGGAAAUAGAGAUGAGGACGGAGAAAAGGUAAAUGACCUAGCUUUUUCCUUCGAUAUGGUAACAGGAAAUACCCUAUUCCGUAACAGAAAUGAACACCUUAUUACUUACAAAAGUGGUGAUAGAGCGAGUCAAAUUGACUUCCUUUUAUAUCGAAGGGGAAACAUUAGGGAGAUUAAAAACUGGAAAGUAAUACCUGGAGAUCAUGUGACUGCGCAGCACCCUUUGAAUGUCAUUGAUCUCAUCAUAGCUGUCUCGCAGAAGCAGAAAAGGAAAACUACAAAUCAGAGAAGGAUAAAAUAG